AUUCACUAACGCCUAUUUCUAAUUGGGAUGGAUUAAUAGAAAUUCGUUAUUCACAUUUGGAGUAUGUUGCCCCCCUGCUUCUAAUUAUUCUUGUUAGGUCGUAAGCUGGAUAUGCGCCAGGGUUCCAUCACCGAUAACAGUUUAUUAUCGACGUCUAUAUUUUACUUGGCACAUCACGCGUUUCUAUAAUGAGUGGACGAGCACACAAUAAUAAAGGCAAAUUUCGGCGCAAUGUGAAAGCCAAACACAAUACCGAACGCAAAUUUGCAGAACAGGAAAAUGAACUGGCCUCCGGCUCCAGCAGCGAUUCGGACUCCUCGUCUUCCCCACCAGACGAGCUUGGUCAACCACCGUCGUUUGAGGUGGCCAUGUGGGAUCUAAAUCACUGUGAUCCAAAGAAAUGUUCUGGCCGCAAGCUAGCACGAUUGGGUCUUAUUACUAAUCUGCGCCUAGGUCAAAAGUUUCCCGGUUUGGUGCUCUCGCCGGUUGGCCAAUUGUGUGUCAGUCCCAUGGAUCGUGAUAUUUUGGCUUCUUCUGGUGUGGCUGUGAUUGAUUGUUCCUGGGCCAAGCUGGAUGAAACACCAUUCAAUCGUAUGCGUAGUCCAAAUCCCCGCCUUUUGCCUUUCCUAGUAGCUGCCAAUCCCAUCAAUUAUGGCAAACCCUGCAAAUUAAGCUGUGUUGAGGCUAUAGCAGCCACAUUGCAUAUUUGUGGUUUUCCAGAAGAGGCACGAUGGUUUCUGGGUAAAUUCUCAUGGGGUCAUGCAUUCCUGGAACUUAAUGAAAAGCUGUUAAAGGCAUAUGCCGAAUGUAAAAACAGCGAAGAGAUACUAAAAGUUCAAAAUGAAUAUCUAGAGGCUGAGCAGCAGGAACGUAAUAAACCAAGAGAUUUAAAGGAAUUUUAUCCGACAAGUAGCAGCAGUAGCAGUGAAUGUGAAGAGGAUGAGGAACCAGCGGAUACCAAGAGCUAAUCUAUAUUUUUGUGUUAGGUCUGUGCUAUUUUAUUUCUCAUUAAUUAAAAACUUAUUUCAAGUGACAAAAA
This is a messenger RNA of Drosophila willistoni, 1039 nucleotides long. RefSeq names its product 18S rRNA aminocarboxypropyltransferase. The record is from RefSeq and is a predicted model, not a curated record. Gene Ontology annotation, molecular function: rRNA small subunit aminocarboxypropyltransferase activity. Gene Ontology annotation, biological process: maturation of SSU-rRNA. The transcript is spliced from 2 exons. Bases 189 to 968 code for a protein of 259 amino acids. NCBI's taxonomy places the organism in Eukaryota, Metazoa, Arthropoda, Insecta, Diptera, Drosophilidae.